GCCAGGUGUCUUCCACGAGACUUUCACUUCUCGCGAUAUUUCCUCGGUGGCUCCCGCUCCAUUAUGGCGGCCUUGGCUGUGAGGUCUUGUCGGAGAGGACUCGCACAGAUUUGGAGUCAUGGACACCUUGCUUCUUUGUCCUCCCCACAUCCCAAAGGAGACCGGAGACACAAGUCCACAGUCCAGUAUGCUUCCAGGCCAGACCUUCCCAAGCUGGCCUACAGAAGGGUGAAGGGCAAGAGUCCAGGUGUGAUCUUCCUGCCAGGUUAUGGGUCCAACAUGAAUGGGCAGAAGGCCGAGUCCCUGGAGGAGUUCUGUAUGUCUCUUGGACACUCAUGCCUCAGGUUCGACUACACAGGACACGGCGCCUCGGAGGGAGUCCUAAAAGAAGGAACUAUCGGUACCUGGAAAAAAGACGUCCUUUAUGUGUUGGAUGAAUUAGCAGAAGGCCCACAGAUACUUGUGGGCUCCAGCAUCGGAGGCUGGCUCAUGCUGCUGGCGGCCAUUGCAAGGCCGGAGAAGACUGCCGCCCUGGUGGGCAUUUCCACCGCCGCUGACCACAUUGUUACGUCAUUCAAAUCUCUCCCCCUCGAGACGCGGAAGGAGUUUGAGGAGUCAGGCGAGUGGACGCUGCCCACCAAACACUCUGAGGACGGCCUCUACAAGUUCAGCAUGGACUUCCUUCGCGAGGCGGAGAACCACUGCGUGCUCCACAGCCCCCUCCCCAUCACCUGCCCCGUGCGCCUCAUCCACGGGCUGAAGGACGAGGACGUGCCCUGGCACAUCUCCAUGCAGGUGGCGGAGCGCAUCCUCAGCCCCGACGUGGACGUCAUCCUGCGGCGCCACGGCCAGCACCGCAUGUCGGAGAAGGACGACAUCAAGCUGAUGGUUUACACGCUGGACGACCUCAUAGACAAGCUGACCACCAUGGUGUGACCAGGUACUGGGGGAGAGGACUGUUUAAAACUAGCAAACACCGGCAUGUUGCUUUGCCAAAAACACCUUUUAUUGGUCGUGCGUCCUUUUAUUUCCACUGUCACGAAAAGGGAGAUCCUUCCGGUUCCCAAUGUUGUGUUGUCACUCACUGCUGCUUCCUCUCUCCUCCUUUUUAAUACCAUAGCCUUCCCGUGCCUUUUUUAAGACCUAAUUUCACCCGUGUGGGCCCAAUAAAACCUCUGCACUCUC
This is a messenger RNA of Nerophis ophidion (straightnose pipefish), 1185 nucleotides long. It is a transcript of the gene abhd10b, whose product is annotated as abhydrolase domain containing 10, depalmitoylase b. The record is from RefSeq and is a predicted model, not a curated record. The coding region runs from base 64 to 936 and encodes 290 amino acids. Gene Ontology annotation, cellular component: mitochondrion. Gene Ontology annotation, biological process: protein depalmitoylation. The transcript is spliced from 5 exons. NCBI's taxonomy places the organism in Eukaryota, Metazoa, Chordata, Actinopteri, Syngnathiformes, Syngnathidae. Gene Ontology annotation, molecular function: palmitoyl-(protein) hydrolase activity; hydrolase activity, hydrolyzing O-glycosyl compounds.